Messenger RNA from Clupea harengus (Atlantic herring), 2793 nucleotides. RefSeq names its product RAS like family 10 member B (gene rasl10b). NCBI's taxonomy places the organism in Eukaryota, Metazoa, Chordata, Actinopteri, Clupeiformes, Clupeidae. The record is from RefSeq and is a predicted model, not a curated record. Gene Ontology annotation, molecular function: GTPase activity; GTP binding.
GCUGGUGGAUGAUGUGUGGCUGUUUCCUGCAUGCAUUUUUGAACCCAGAGAUGUGGAAAUGUUUCAUAAAUACUUCAAGAACCUAAACGCAAGAUUGACCUCUUGGUCAAGGUUGCAGCAAAUGUGACGAAGAUGCAAAAGGCAUGCAUUGAUUUUCUUUCGGCGUUAUCCGACGGGCGCUUUGACCGUGAGAUGUCUGAGGGCUUCCUCGCGCUGGAAAAGAGGAUGAUCCUUCAGGACACUACGCUGCAGCCACCUGGGUAUCACGUAGUCUACUCGAGAGGAACUAGAUAGCCGAAAACUCGUGAAACUCGGGUUCUCUGUCGCGGCAAGAACGCAGGUGUAUUCGCAAUGGUCAGCUUCCCACACAUUCCAUCGAAUCUAACGUCCUACCUGCGCGUAAGGGUCCCCAGGGCUGCUGGCUUGUGAAUGGGACAACGCCGUCCUGCGCUCAGCUCUCUCUGCCUACAGCGAGACUAUGCGGUACCUAGGUGCCCUACUAAAUGCACUGGCCAGCAGUUUGCGAGAACAGGGAGGGUGGGACAGGAAACCGAGGGAGAGGUGGAAGUGGAGUGAUGCCCCCUCCGUUCCGGAUUGCGGUGUUGGGCGCACAGGGGGUGGGCAAGACAUCCAUCGUGCAGCGCUUCCUCCGCGAUGACUAUAGCGAGGCACCGACGCCAGGCCAGAGCCGCAAGGUGCACCUGUCAGCAGCGGUGCUCAAUGGACACGUGCAUGACCUGCAGAUCACAGACUACCCCGCCAUCCCCAGCUUUCCAGGCAGCUCUCUACAGGAGUGGACUGACUCCUGCUGUCGAGGUAUUCGCAGCGCUCACGUCUACAUCUUGGUUUAUGACAUCUGCUGCUUUGACAGCUUUGAAUACGUCAAGACUAUGCGCCAACAGAUCUUAGAGACCAGGGUGAUUGGCACAGCUGAGGUGCCCAUUCUGAUCGUGGGGAACAAGCGGGACCUGCAGCGCGGUCGGGUCAUCCCGCGCCACAACGUGUCCGACCUGGUGCGCAAGACCUGGAAGUGCGGCUACGUGGAGUGCUCAGCUAAAUUCAACUGGCACGUGCUGCUCCUGUUCGGUGAGGCGCUGCGCAGCGUUGGCUGUGCCCGAUGCAAACACGUCAACGCCACCAUUCGCUUCCAGCAUGCACUCCGGAGGGAGCGCUGCGCUCUCAUGUGACUAGCGACUCGCCUUGCCUCCCACCUUCUCCCCUACGCCAUGCUCCGGUUCAGACCUACUUUUGCGGAGCAGUGGAUUCUUACCAGAGCAAAACGGUCUGCCAAGCCAAGAAGAAAACACCUAAACCUUCUUAUCCAAGUCCCAUCCUGUAUGUUUGUUUUAAAAAACAGACCACUGGCCAGUUAUGUGGCGCAAGCCUAAAACAAUAAUGAGUCAUCACGCCACAACGGUGAUAAUGCAGCGCAGCCCUCUGAAUUAUUCAUCUGACCAGGGUUAAGGAGCUGUCUUCUGUUGAUUGCUUGGCCAGCUAAACAGAUCUUCCAGCUCUAAUGAGCACAGUACUUUCUUCCUCUCCUGACUGUAGGAAUAUGUGAACGAUUUCGAUGGCAUUCAUUUCGCAUGUGUCCGCUUUUGCAGAUAAUCUAAGUUGUCUGAUAAAUGAUGUAAUUCGAUCUUUGAAGCAUUUUACAAGGGAUUCAUUACCAAAGGUUAUUCAUUGUAUGCAGAGGUAUCGGAGAAAAUCUUAAUUGCUUCCAGGAGCAACACCAACGUCAGAGAACAGAGAGAACUGUAACCUAGCCAGUUCAACUACAUGUGAAUGGUCAAACCAUCCAUACAUCGUUCUGAUUUCAACAUGGAAAAAAUGCUUCCUUUUAGUAACCAUAUGCACAAUAUCCACAGACCCACCAGGUCAAAUCUGGAUCCCAUUUGAGUUCGUAUCCAAAUAUGCAUCAACACCAAAUCUACCCAUGGGUAUGGUAUGAUUUACAUUUUUUGCCGUGUAGAUGCAAUGGUUUGAAAUUUAAUUUAAGAUGAGUAAAUGUAUGGCCUUCCGUCUUUUCAGUCCUUUGAUACUGCUGCCAGCCGGGGCUAUGGCUACUGAAAUGCACUACCUGUGUAAUGAGUAAAUGCUAGUGGACCGUCCGUCCCCUUUUAACUCCAAAUAGCCUACUGAGAUUGUUUCCAGUUGCCAGUUUCUAAUCUUCUCAGUUCAUUAUAAGAGGUUCUGCUGGAGACUUAAAAAGACCCUUGAGAUGACAGGGCAUUUGCUCUUUAGUGGUAAUAGUGGUGUGUUUUCAGUGAGAGGUGUGGUGUUACUCAGUGAAGUUUUUGCAUGCGUGUCAAGGCAGGUUAAUACAACUAAACAAAAUUGGAAAGACAGUGACUUUUAAGACUUAAACUUAAAUAUAGUAUUUUGAUUUGACUGCCCUGUAAAAGUAUACAUGUUUCACUUAAUGGCACGAAAAAUGACUGUGUGAGGAAACAACCUCAGCCCCAAAAUGUAAUGAAUGGGAAUUUCUUAUUCCACUCUAUCCUGUCCUGUCCAGAAGUGAUGCAUCCACUUCACACAGUACUUUGCAAUAAGGGUAAUGGUGUUAGUGUAGAAAUUAGAAUAGGAUUGUAUGGUUAAGAUUGAAAUGUUAUCAUCCAUGUUCAAUUCUUAGGGUCAAGUUUGUUGUGAUUUUUAUAAUGACCUUGAGUAAUGUUUAAGAAUUGAAGAGUGACCUUUUAAUUUUAAUAGAAUCAUCCAGAAAUGGCAAAGAGACCACAAAAUUGCUCCAACACAAUCUAUUCCAUGAAUAAAGUGCAUUCUUGAAAUGUGAAA